AUGGACGCGUUCUUCACCAUCGCUCCCCCCGUCCCCGUCGAGGCUCCCAGCGCCGACGCCCCCGUCGACCACGACGACUACGGCACCGGCGGCAACCACGGCGGCUGCACCAUCGCCUGGUAA
This is a messenger RNA of Trametes versicolor FP-101664 SS1, 123 nucleotides long. RefSeq names its product pheromone. NCBI's taxonomy places the organism in Eukaryota, Fungi, Basidiomycota, Agaricomycetes, Polyporales, Polyporaceae. The coding region runs from base 1 to 123 and encodes 40 amino acids. The transcript has a single exon. The record is from RefSeq and is a predicted model, not a curated record.